Messenger RNA from Asparagus officinalis (garden asparagus), 1242 nucleotides. RefSeq lists its product as uncharacterized. NCBI's taxonomy places the organism in Eukaryota, Viridiplantae, Streptophyta, Magnoliopsida, Asparagales, Asparagaceae. Bases 1 to 1242 code for a protein of 413 amino acids. The record is from RefSeq and is a predicted model, not a curated record. The transcript is spliced from 7 exons.
AUGUCAGAUAAGUUGAGGGAAAUGGGGAACAAGGACUACGAGAAGGCCGGUAGGCAUGGCAGUGAUCUGUUUACGAAGGUACCUCCUAAAGGUUAUCGAGCCAUUUUGGGGUGGAUGGGCAACAUUCCAAUUGGAGAUUACGCCGUCAGAUUUAAUAAUUUGAUCGGUUGUUUAAUCAGAGACCCACACCACAUUAACAUCGCUCAUAACUUUGAUGAACAACAAUGGAAUGGAAUAAAGAAGAUAUGGGAGAGGCUCAUGAAUCACUAUUGCCUUGAGGACAACCCGGACUCUUGGGAUUACGUAAUGAGUAGAGCGAGCAAGAUGCUUCGGGGGUGGAGGAGUAGACUUAAGAGUCAAUACUUUACAGAUAUAACCAUUGAUUGGAAGCGGAUUCAUCAGCUUGAUAAGAGGGUUCCUCCUUAUAAUUGGAUGACUCUCAUUAUCGAGUGGGAGGGCGAGAAGAAGGAUAAAUGUUCGAUAGCAUCGGCUAAUCGCGGUGCAAAGCUAUAUGAUCACUUUCUAGGAGCUACUCCCUACGCUCGGAUCGAGCAUAAAUAUUUGCGUGAAAAUCCGGACGCCUUGACUAUGCCGCCAACUCUUCUUGCUAGAAGUGCAUAUACACCACCCGAGGGCUAUGAUAAGGUGGAAAAGAUGACAAAAAUUAAGGAUAUGCAUGAGGCGCUUGAAGCUUCACAAGACUUUGUCUUGUCCCAGUCUCAGAGCAUAGAGAACACUCCUACCGAUCCUAAUCGCAUGACUAGAGAGCAAUGGAGGGAAAUUGUUGAUGGAGUUUAUGGCUCUAAACCAAUCAAGAAAGGGAGAGUGCCUUUAUCAAGUGGAAAAGUUAGGAUAGUCUCCACUAGCAGGAAUAUACAAAAUGACUCGUCCGCGACCUCAAAUCGACCAAGUGUGACAUCGUACGUCGUGGCUAAAAUUGGACAGUAUUUAAUGGACAAUGUUCAACCCUCGAUGUUUUUUCAAUUUAUUCCCAUUAUUACGCGCGAGCUAGGGGGUGCACAAUCGACUUGGGAUGUUGUGCAGCGCCUCAGUGAUUGUCCAUCGUUGAAGGAGAUUCUUCCUGAGUCGAUAUACUUAGAGAUCUUUAAGUUGGCGUUUGCCGAGCAUGAAGUUCAUGGUGGUGGAGAGACUGGAGGAGGUAUUGUAGGGAGCAGCAGUACGAUACGACGUUCUAAUGCAGACGAUGCUGAUAACAGGGAUGCCGAUGAUGACGAGGAGUGA